AAAAACAAGAGAUAAUUCGAGCGAAACAGACGCAGGUACGAGUGUUAAAUGUGAAAAAUGAGUGAAAAUCCCGGAAAUCCCAAGAAAAUUGUGGCCACAAGGUCUUCGAUUUUAAAGAAACCACCAAAUGAUACGGACUCUUCGGAUUGCACGGAUACGACGACAAAGAAGCUCGUCCGGAGAAUUAGCUUUAGUAGCACGACAUCCGUUAAUGAAUUUAUGCAAGGAGCGGACAAGCAAGCAUUUUGGGUGAGUUCUUAUGAAGAAUCUGACCCUAAAGCUGUCAAUGUAUCCGAUAUUGCUGCUGCAGCAGCCCCCAAGGGGAAUUACGAAAUCUUGGAUAGGGACAUUGACGAUGAACCAUUAAAUGCAGCGAAACUUCGCCCAGGAGACAGCAACAAGGAGAAUGUGACCCCCGAAAUGACUAUGUCGUCAUCAAUUAUUAGGGAUAGGGACAUUGACGAUGAACCAUUAGAUGCAGCGAAACUUCGCCCAGGAGACAGCAACAAGGAGAAUGUGACCCCCGAAAUGACGAUGUGGUCAUCAAUUAUUAUGGCAUCGAAACCAUUAGCCAGUUCAACAAUGCUGAACUUUCAAAUUGAUCCAUCGGCGGGGGAUAAAGUAAUCUUUCGAACUGGGGCCGUUAAGAAAAUCCUCCCAGAAAAUUCAGAUUAUUUGUCUUUCUUGAUGAAAACCCCCGAAAAUGUUGGUUGUGGAAAAACUCUCGACUUUCCCACAAAUGAGGAUCAAAUGAAGAAUCUCACACUUGCAGCUUUCAAAGAAAUUCCCACUGAGAAGAUCAGAAAGCACCAAGAUCUCCCACCAGAAGACGAUCAAAUGGAUCUCAUGAUGAAUUUUCAAAAGAAGUCCUGCAAUCCCGCAUUGGAUAUUUCAGUACUCCCGGAAAGUGCAAAGAAUACUAACGAUGUGCCAAAAGGCAAAAAGUCCCUGCUAAGCAUGGAUAUGACUCUACCACACAUUGAGCAGAGAAAGGAUCCGAAGAAAGGGAGAAAAACAAUAUUCACCACAGAGGAUGACAAUGAAAUGAACAUCACUGGCAGUUCGGAUGGAAAAUCUCAGAGGGAUAUUCCGAAGUCAAUGGAAGCAAAUACGGACCUCACUUCCCAGGAAGUAAAUGAGACGGGAAAGACAUCCCUUCUGAUGCAGAAAAUGGAAAUGACUCUGGAUGAAGGUGGAAAGGGGAUACAUUUUGGAAGGAGAAUAAUUUAUUUCUCUAAGGAUUAUGACACUGGAAUGGAUCUGAUUGAGCCUUUGUCGUUGGAGGAAGACGAAGAAAUUGCUGCGGAAGCUUCAAAAGGAACGCCAAAUAUGGACACCACCAAUACGCCUCUAGAUGAGAAGGCUGAAGCAUUCAAAUUGUGUUCUGGAAAUUUUGAUUUGGAAGCUUUGGAUGCGAAGAAAAAUCCAGCAGCUGUUUCACGAAAUAUUCGCUGGGAAACUUUCACGAUAAGCCCACAAAAGACACCCGAGAAGAGAAGCCAAAUUCCUAUUGUAGUACCCAAGCAGGGAACAUCAAAGAAAUCACUGCUGGGGGCAUCUGAGAGCUCAAAAUACACUGAAACACUUUCAGUCAUUUCAGCGGAGGAGCAAGAAGUUACCUUACCUGGGACAAUAAAAUCUCUCCCAAGUGCCAACAAUUCAACAUUACCCGAAAUCCUGAGUUUCCCAAGAAAUCUGUCCACAUUCAAGGAUGAUGUGGGAAAUCGCAAAAUCCAGGCAAAUGAUCCGAAGUUCUUGGAAAAUUUCCUCGGAAGGGAUCUCUUUGACAAACUAUCAGAGACAAAGGAUGCAGAAAAGAAGCUGGAGAAUGCCAUAAAGGAUCUGGAGGAGCUUGAGAAGAAGUGCAUGCCGACAAUUGAGAAAUUCCUCAAAUAUCCAAGUCGUUGUCAAUUUCCACGAUCACUCUCCUUCAUUAGGUUACUUCGCAACAUGGUUGAGAGCAUGCCAAGUAUUUGGUUCAUUGAAAAAUUUUUCUAUCGAGGACUUAUGCUGUUUAAACACAGGAAGAUUACAACAUUUGAAAUUUACAUUUACUUCGAUCCGAAGCAGCUCAUUGACAUGGAUUCAGUUGAUAGCCGAGGAAUACUCUACUUCAAACGCAUCAAGAUCAGGGAUUGUGAUUGGUACACAUUGAAAGAUCCAGCAACAAAGUCCAAAUUGUGGAUUUAUUUGCACACAAAAUUCCGCAGGCAGGUCCCCGUGGAUCACAACUUCUUGGACAAGUACAACGAUUCCAAUUCCCUGCGAGAUUUCCUUGAGUACAUCAACAAAAUUUGCUGCGACAUUUUUGCAGCGAGACCACAUAUAAUGGAAAUUGUGCAAAUGAAGGAAAUUCCUUAAAUAAUUUAAUUUGUUUUUGAAGAAUAAUUCGCUCCGGGAGUGUAAAUAUUUAAUGUAAAUUAUUUGUAAAUAAAUUUGAAGUCAAUGAGUUCAAACAUAAAA
Molecule: messenger RNA, 2463 nt
Organism: Lutzomyia longipalpis
Lineage: Eukaryota; Metazoa; Arthropoda; Insecta; Diptera; Psychodidae
Exons: 5
Coding region: 58-2361 (767 amino acids)
Source: RefSeq, a predicted model, not a curated record